AUGGUAAUAAUGGAGAGCUGCUGUUUACCAGAAAACAGUUACAACGAGUUAUGGCAGGAAAUAGAACGAUGCCAUUUAAAAUACUUGGAGAUGGACGAGAGUCCUGAGAAGAUUGCAGAGAAAUAGGCUAGAGGAAUAUAUUUACGAUUUUCUAUGUGUCUCUGGGCAUUACCACAAAAUUCGGCUUCCAUGAAACUGCAGAAGUAUUAGAGUUUUUUUAGUCACAAGAAGGAUUUUAGCGCUUACAAAGCAGUAAUGGGAUUCAGUGCUAUACAACUUUAUGCAGGAAAUUUACUGGCACAACCUUGGAGGAAGGAAUACAAAACAGUUAAGAUCUUUCUGUGGUUGUUUAUAGCAUCAAGCUGAAGCAACUUAUGUAGGGGAGCAGAGAACUAUUUGAAGUAUGGGUACAGAUAGCUAUCGUGGGUACGGAUGUUAAUUCUCGAAGAUCCCAUUUCUCCAGACAGAAUCACAGCUGUGUCGAGGGAUUGCUUAAUAGCUUAUGUGGAAUGUCAGAUUCUAAAGCUAAUAUGGGAAGAAGUUGGAAAAACGUUCAAAAUUUCGUGGUUUGAAGUGGUAGAGUUCCGAAGAACCCACAUCUGUAGUCCAGAGAAAUGCUCAAAUGCACUUAAAUGCAGGCAUCACCAGCGACAAUAUCAAGAACACAACAGAAGCCUUUCCCAAGGAUCGAAUCCGUACGGCUCAGUGCGAUGCCAAGCCAUACCAGUUCCUGUAGUUUCUCCCUUGAUUCCUAUGAAUAAUUCUUUUCCUCCUCCUAACACGCACCACCACGUUGGGCUACCUCCACAACCGGAGUAUUUGGCGAAUGGAUAUUGUCCCCGAACUUACCCUGCUUAUACUUUACCUUAUAAUUCUCCUGUUUUAAAACCUUGUAUUAACGAUUAUUACAGUAUUCCUGUUCAGCCAAACAAUAUUUAUGCUGUUCCUACGGCUAAGUUAAUAGAAGUUGAACCUAAUUCUCCAUCUGCGUAUGACACAGUCGACCACCCUUCCUAUAGAUCUAGGCAUUCAAGAAAAUCUAGUGAUAUUGAUUACGACGCUAUGAAUAAUGGUGUUGAAGUGAAAGACUCCCAGCUGGAAGAUUGGGAUUAUGUUUAUAAAAACCUUGAAAGUCAAGGAUACAACAAAGAUUUAGGCGAAAGGGGCGAUGUUCUUAGUCCUGUAUCAAACAAAAACCUCAAAGAGAACAAAAAAGUAAAACAAACAAAUUUGGACGAUGCUUUCAAUCACUUAAGCGUUCAUGAUAGACCGUUUAAAAGUAAACGACGCCCCCAAGAAAGCUCCAAAGACUCUCGAAGCUACCAAAACUCUUCCUAGAGAAAAACCUGCGACUGUAGAAAAAGCCAUCCAGGCUAGGACUGUUGAAAAGAAACCAAAAGAAAAGAGGACAGAACAGUUAAGAAAAAACCGGUAGUGAAACCCACGACGAACGAUUCUCCCAAGGACAGUAUUAAAUGGACUUGUAAAACUUGUACCUUUUUGAAUGAACUAGGGAAGGAUAUUUGCGAGAUGUGCGGAAAGAGUAGGAAUCUUAAAGACGAAACUCCCAUUGAGGUGGGAGGAGCUGAAUGUAGCAAAUGUACUUUAGUAAACCCAAAGAAUAUGAAAGCCUGCCAAGCUUGUGGGACUAGUCUCGUAGGAUCGCCAACGUAUAUAUAA
Molecule: messenger RNA, 1680 nt
Organism: Diabrotica balteata
Lineage: Eukaryota; Metazoa; Arthropoda; Insecta; Coleoptera; Chrysomelidae
Source: the annotation of a GenBank genome assembly